Molecule: messenger RNA, 3952 nt
Organism: Erythranthe guttata (spotted monkey flower)
Lineage: Eukaryota; Viridiplantae; Streptophyta; Magnoliopsida; Lamiales; Phrymaceae
Gene: SCC3
Product: sister-chromatid cohesion protein 3
Biological process (GO): sister chromatid cohesion
Cellular component (GO): nucleus; cohesin complex; chromatin
Molecular function (GO): chromatin binding
Source: RefSeq, a predicted model, not a curated record
AAAAACUAAAAAAUAAAAUAGGAAAAGUGACGCGCUGAAGUGAUUGAUAUGCUUGGCUUCACACUUUGGUUUUCCAAGCGGCAACAUUUUAUCAGGCGGGAAGAAUUUACUCAAUUUUGAGCCAAUAUUCACGCACACACACACACACACACACACACGCGCGCACACACAUCUCCAUCUUCGCAGACCUAAAUCAGCCGCACUUUGCUUAAAAUUCAGUCAGUUUCUACCCGUGGUUCAUGGAAGACGAACCGGUGGUGCCGGAACCGGCGACUCGCCGUUCGAAAAGGGCUAGGGCUCAGGUCAGGACUGCAGAUUUCACGCGCACAGACAAAAUUGAAGAUGAAUUGGAGGAAGAGAGGGAGGAGUCUUCAGACGAUCUUCAGGAAAAUCGGCGAAAACCUAAGAGAAAUAAGGCUACUGAAGGCGCUUCAACUUCGGCUGCAGCCGCGCGUAAAGCCGACUCGAGUUUGAUUGACGUUGUUAAAGGUGAAGGGAAGGAAAUUCCUGAUGUAGUCAAACGAUGGGUUGAACAUUAUGACAAAAACCAGAAAUCCGCAACUGCUGAUCUCUUGUCUAUGCUUUUUGAGGCAUGUGGAGCAAAAUAUUUCCUUCAAGAAGAGGAUAUAGAUAUGACUGAUGUUGAUGACGUGGUGGUUGCUCUUGUUAAUAUGGCUAGAAGAGGGGAAAUUGAAGAUUAUCAGAGUUCGAAAAGGGGAUUCAAGAAUUUCAAAGAUAAUCUUAUUUAUUUCUGGGACAAUUUGGUUAGCGAAUGUCAGAGUGGACCACUCUUUGAUCAGUCAUUAUUUGAUCGGUGUUUGGACUACAUCAUUGCCUUGUCAUGCACUCCUCCUAGAUGUUACCGUCAGAUUGCCUCACUGAUGGGACUUCAACUUGUCACAUCCUUCAUUAAUGUUGCUAAAGUGCUUGGUGCACAGAGAGAGACCACUCAGAGACAGUUAAAUGCUGAAAAGAAAAAAAAGAUUGAAGGACCCCGAGUUGAAUCGCUUACUAAAAGGCUAUCAAUGACACAUGAAAAGAUAACUACCAUGGAAGAGAUGAUGCGGAAAAUAUUUACCGGGUUAUUUGUGCACCGUUACCGAGACAUUGAUCCAGAUAUCCGGAUGUCAUGUAUAGAAUCCCUUGGUGUGUGGGUACUGUCAUAUCCCUCACUUUUCUUGCAGGAUUUGUAUUUGAAAUAUCUUGGAUGGACAUUGAACGAUAAAAGCGCUGGUGUUAGAAAGACUUCCGUUCUGGCAUUGCAAACUCUUUAUGAGGUGGAUGAUAACGUUCCAUCUCUUAACCUUUUCACGGAGAGAUUUUACAAGCGGAUGCUCGAGCUUGCUGAUGACAUUGAUAUUUCUGUGUCAGUAUGUGCAAUAGGCCUAGUAAAACAGCUCUUGAGACAUCAACUAGUGCCUGAUGAUCAACUAAGUUCUUUAUAUGAUUUAUUAAUUGACGAUCCACCAGAUGUUAGGCGUGCUAUUGGAGCACUAGUAUAUGAUCAUUUGAUUGCUCAGAAAUUUAAUAAUUCACAGUCUCGCUCAACAGGUAGUGACAGUGAUUCUUCAAAGGUUCAUAUUAGUAGAAUGUUGAAGAUACUAAAAGAGUUUUCAACUGACCCCAUCCUGAGUUUAUAUGUCAUUGACGAUGUCUGGGAUUACAUGGGCGGCAUGAAAGACUGGAAAUGUAUCAUUCAAAUGCUACUGGCGGAUAACCCAUCAGCUGAGCUUGAUGAUGUAGAUGCAACAAAUUUGAUUAGGCUUCUCUUUGCAUCAACAAGAAAGGCAGUAGGAGAAAGGAUUGUUCCUGCAACUGAUAAUAGAAACCCACAUUAUACCAAAGCUCAAAAGGAAAUAUUCGAAAACAAUAAACGUGAUGUCACAGUUUCCAUGAUGAAGACCUAUCCUCAGCUUCUACGCAAGUUUAUGCCUUACAAGGACAAAGUAUCACCUCUAGUUGAAAUUAUCGUUCACAUGAAUCUUGAGCUUUAUUCUCUCAAGAGACAAGAACAGAACUUUAAAGCUAUUCUUAAACUUAUGAGAGAGGCAUUCUUUAAGCAUGGGGAAAAGGAUGCUUUGAGAUCAUGUGUGAAAGCAAUCAAGUUUUGUGCCACGGAUAGCCAAGGAGAAUUGCAGGACUUUGCUCAGAAUCAGAUCAAAGAGCUUGAGGAGGAGUUGAUUGGAAAAUUAAAAUCUGCAAUAAAAGAUGUUGUGAAUGGUGGUGAUGAAUACUUGCUGCUUGUAAAUCUGAAAAGGUUAUACGAAUUUCAGUUGUCACACAGAGUUCCUCUUGAAAGCAUGUAUCAAGAUCUUGUACAUGUACUCAAGAGUUUCAGAACCAUAGAUGAUGAGGUUAUUGCCUUUCUGCUUCUAAAUAUGUUCUUUCACGUUUCAUGGUGCCUGCAAUCUGUUUUAUCCAGUGAAACAGUUUCAGAGGCACGGGUAUCUGCUCUGGUAGAAAAGCGUGAUGCCUUGUUGGAACAACUUGAGUACUUUCUUGAUAAACCUUUAAAACUUCAUGGUGAUGUUAGGUGUAAAAAUCAGCUGGCGUAUAGGGUUUGUGGUAUCCUUGCAGAUACGUGGUGUUUAUUCAAAAGGAUUAGAUUUGCCUCGACAAAUCUGGAAAUGUUAGGGUACUCUCCAGAUGAGUCCAUUGUUAAGAAGUACUGGAAAAUGUGUGAGCAACUACUAAAUGUCUCAGAUGAUGCAGAAGAAGAUGAAGGAAACAGAGAAUAUGUGGAGGAGACUAAUGCAGAUGCUGUCAUGUUUGCUCUGGCCAAAUUAGUGGCUACUGAUUCAGUUCCUAAGGAGCAUCUUGCCCCAGAGAUCAUUUCUCAUCUGGAGAAGUAUGGUACCAGUGUCAGUGAAACUGUGAAGCAUUUAGUCACCUCCUUAAAGAAAAAGGGAGACAUAUCAAGUAUUCUUAUAGAAACGCUGAAAAUGGCCUACCAAAGGUACCUGGUAGCACUUUCUGGCAAUGAUAAAUCACUGUCAAGCAAGUUAUUUCAGGAAUGUAAAAGUCUUGCUGCUCGGCUGUCUGGGUCAUAUGUUGGUGUCGCCCGAACCAAGUAUAAAGCUGAAAUUAUGAAUAUUGUCAAAGAAGGUAUCAGUUAUGCGUUUUCACGUGCUCCGAAGCAAUUGUCAUUCCUUGAUGGCGUAGUGCUUCAUUUUGUAUCCAAACUUCCUGCACCUGACAUACUUGACAUCAUGAGAGGAGUUGAGAGAAGAACUGAAAAUGUGAAGACUGAUGAAGAUCCCAGUGGGUGGCGUCCCUAUUACGCAUUUCUAGACACUAUUCGUGAGAAAUACCUGAAAAAUGAAGCUGUAAAAGUUGCAGAUGGUAAAGAAGGUACAUCUGUGAGACGUCGGGGUCGUCCAAGAAAGAAACAGGAUCUACAAGGAAAAAGGCUUUUUGACGAGCAAAGUUCGAGUGAAGAGGAUGAUUCAAUUAGUGGGUCUGAUCAAGAUGCAACAGUUGAAGAAAAACAAGAAGACGAUGAAGAGAAUGUGCCUUUGAUACAUUCACUUAAGGCAUCAUCCAAGCUAAGAUCUUUGAAGGUUUCUAAAGAGGACAAGAGAGACCAGACAAGGACAGUAGAUGCUGGAAGAAGAGCAACUGAGGAGUUAACUCCAAAAACUUCAGGGGCGUCGAGCUAGCAAGCAUUGAACUAACAGGAGCUGGAAAUGGUGUGCCAAUGUAACUGGCAGUAUGACAUGUAAAUUAUGAUGUUUAUCACAGUUAGCCAUAGCAUCUGAAUUAAAUCCCCCACCCCACCCCACCCCACCCCACCCUAACCCCUAGGGUUCUGUAGAUGAAUGUAGAAAUACAACUGCAAGUUAGGUUGGAGUUUCAUUCCUUCGUACUGUAUUUCUUCAGAUAAUUUCCACUGUUCUUUUUCUUUUUUGUAACAUGCGAUUGCGUUCAUUGGAAGAAAAGGGAAAAUUACGAA